GAGUAAAGAUUUCAGCCAAAGAAUUGUGACCCGUACUUUCUGUUUCGAAAAUUAAUAUUCUAAGACGGGAAAAAAAAAAGAUGACAGCUAAAAAUAAAGUUGGUGAACCACCAGAAGAAGGCAGCGAAGAAAUUCAUGAAGGUGGUGAUGAUGAAUUACAAGAUAUUGAUACAGAAGCUUACAAUCAACUCAGCCAUGAUCUUGAUGAAAUUAGCAACUGCUUGGACGCUCUAGAACAAAAGAAUGAUAAUCUUCAUAAAGAAAUAUAUAAAUUACUUGAAGAAAGCAAACAAAUUAGAUGUGAAAUAAAGGAGUGUGCAUCCAGCAGUGCUCCAUAACUUUCUUUACAUAUGAAGUAUUUUCAUAACAUGGAAGUGUAAGAAAAAUUGGUACUAUACAAGAUUUAGUUUUAAAAAUUUAGUUAAUAUUAGUCAGGACUGUAUCUUAUAUCCUAUAAAGUUAUCGUAUUUGAAAAUUUUUAAAAAAAGGUUUUUAUUAUGUUUGAAAUGUAUUUAAAUAUGAAAAUUCUAUUUUAUGUGUAUGUGAAUUUGAAAUCAAUUCUUCUUGUAAGAAAUUUGCAGUUAUAAGAAUGAAAACUAUAAUUUUAUUUGAAGGAGUAUUAAAAUAUAGAGUAGCAUUAUAAGAUAAGGAAAAUAAAAUUUUGGAUAUAAGUCUGAAUAUGUAUUCUGUAUCUCUUAUUUUAUGUACUUAUAAAUAUUUGUUUUAUAGUUUUUUUUUUUUUUUUUUUAAUAUGCAAAACUUAUGAAGGAAUGUUAUGCACUGUCGUGUUUUUCCCAAUGUAAAAGAUGAAUUUCUGGUAUCUGGUAAAACUUAUUUAUAAUAAUUUCUAGCAUAUACUUUUUUUGUAAUCCUUCUCAAACCAGUCCCUUACUGAAUAAAGCAUACAUAUAAUUCAUUGAUUGAUCCAUAAAAAAUAGUCAUUAGAUUUCUUUCAGUGAUUGCGUAUUUAAUGCAUCAUGUUUUCUCAUGUCAGAAAUUUCAUAACAUACAGUUUUUUUAUACAUGCUAUUAGUAUCAAUUAUUAAUGCUUCCUUUAUACUAUUAAUAAAAUGGACAUAAAGCAUAAAAAAA
Molecule: messenger RNA, 1092 nt
Organism: Stegodyphus dumicola
Lineage: Eukaryota; Metazoa; Arthropoda; Arachnida; Araneae; Eresidae
Product: bublin coiled-coil protein
Source: RefSeq, a predicted model, not a curated record